This is a messenger RNA of Seminavis robusta, 1559 nucleotides long. NCBI's taxonomy places the organism in Eukaryota, Bacillariophyta, Bacillariophyceae, Naviculales, Naviculaceae. The record is from the annotation of a GenBank genome assembly.
CACGCCCAAGAUAGAACUUUAUGUCUGACUUCUAAAUACGAAAGAGUGAGUCACAUUCUACAAACAACCAGCGAACGCUUUGUUAGCAAGAAUGAUCUUGGUGGAAGUUGGUGGAGCUUUCACUUGAUAAUACCGUCGUCAUAAAGCUGAAAAAGAUAUAAUAAACAGUUCACUUGAUUGAUACUGUGAUUAUUGAAGGUCAUACUGUAUCUCAAACCUGCUUCCGCUCACUUUUUCUCGUGUCUGUGAGGAAUUUGACGAAGCUUUUCGCCCAUAACAACCUGGUGAUGAAGCACAAGCAUCGAUCCAGUAUGCACAUACACAGAUACACAGUGGAGACUUGACUCAACACAGCACGCAACUGUCAAUCUUGCGCAAACCAAGCUAAAAGUUGAAGCGAGUGUUUCGAUUCGAUUCGUUUCCACAAGAGUUCUCACAAUAUUAUUUCUCACCAGAACACAAAAUCCAAACAACCAAGCAAACAAAAUAAUCCAGAAUCAUGGCAGCCAAGCAAGCCUCUCGCAGCAACAGCACCAAGAAAAUGAGUAAAUCAUCCAAAUCUUCCUCCCCUUCCACGUCCCCACGCAGUGACAAGGAACUUCUCAAGUCGAUGGGCGAAGAAGCCUUUCACCAAUCCUUUUGUCGUCUCCCCAAUGAAGAACCCAUGCACAAGUGGGACACGGACGAAGUCGAGGCACAUCAUCAACGCAUGAAAAAGUUGGACAAGAAACUUGCCAAAGCAAAUGACGAGAUUGCUCGACUCAAGGCAAUGCUUCGACAAGAAGAUGAAAAGUGCGAAGAGCAGUUGGAACAAAUGGCCCAACGAGAGCAAGACGCAUGGCAGGGCAUUCGUGACUUUGAAGAACAGCAACAGGAGGCCCAGAAGGAGGAAAUGUCCAACAAGAUUCAAUUCAGUCAGCUUCAGGCCAAGUUGGGAGCCAACAUGCAAAAGAUCAAGGACUUGCGAUGCGAAAGCACAUUGGCCAACAAGGAUUUGAGAAAAAUGGAAAAGCAAAUGGACAAGCUCAAGCAACACAAUGUCCGACUGGAGGGGCAGUCCGCAGACUUGUUCAGCUCGUACUCGGAGCUGUGCAACAGCAGCGUCUUUGAAGAGUCCAACCUCCUUCAUGACAUACAGGAGGAAGCAAAGCUGGAUUUCCAAGGCUACAAGGAGGCAGUUAAGGCCAUGCAGGAACGAUACAUGUUGGAGGCAGAACAACGACUCAACUUGCAAAAGACCAUGGCGGAGAUCUUGCACACAAUCCAAUCAGACUCCAAGAGCGGAAAGUUGGCCAAUAUUUGCUUAGACAUUGGAUUGGAGUGCGAGAAGCGAGCCACCGAGCUCAUUGCCGCAGUCCAAGCGGAGCACGGUCAGUAAGCAACAAAAAAAUAACGAGAUUUGACAACCUUCUGGGUUGGCUGCAUGGUGGGCGAUAGCUUGCACCGAAAUUGGAUUGGAGUGCGAGAAACGAGCGCCCGAGCCCCGGAGAUUUAUCAAGCCCCAGAGAUAGAGAAAGUGUGCAUUACUUCUAUAUAAUGAUAAUCCUUGUUCAUCAACU